Didymella exigua CBS 183.55 is the source of this 891-nucleotide messenger RNA. RefSeq names its product PAP2-domain-containing protein. The transcript has 3 exons. Gene Ontology annotation, biological process: phospholipid metabolic process. NCBI's taxonomy places the organism in Eukaryota, Fungi, Ascomycota, Dothideomycetes, Pleosporales, Didymellaceae. The record is from RefSeq and is a predicted model, not a curated record. Bases 1 to 891 code for a protein of 296 amino acids. Gene Ontology annotation, molecular function: phosphatidate phosphatase activity.
AUGAGCCAACUCAAGCCCGGUUUCAAUAAUCGCCCGCCGUUCAAGAGCUGGCUGAAAGCCUCCUGGCUCGACAUCGCGACCCAGCUCCUCUGCCUGCUGAUCGCCGAGCUCAUCUACCUCCUGGCCACGCCGCUGAUGCCGCGCUACUUCCCCCUCUCUAACAAUAUAUGGUCCACCUCUUGGGGUCUGCAGCACGGCAAACCGUAUCUAGCCGAAUACAUCACCACGCUUGUGAGCGCCAUCAUCUCGUUCGCCGUCCCGUUUCUGGUCAUGGGCGCGAUCGGGCUCUGGUGGGUCCGCGACUUUUGGGAGAGCAAUGCAGCUAUCAUGGGUCUUGGCUACGCCCUUGCGACUGCAACGCUCUUCCAAUCCUUCAUCAAGUGGUUCAUCGGCGGCCUCCGUCCGCACUUCCUCGCCGUCUGCGUCCCGCUCAAUCCGCCGCCGCUGCCCGCCCUCGGAGCAAAGGUCAAGGAAGCGCAGAUGUCGUUUCCGUCCGGGCACUCGAGCGCGGCGUUUGCGGGCUUCGGGUUCCUGGCGCUGUACCUCAACAGUAAACUCAAGGUCGUUGGAAGGAAACCAGAUGGCGGUCGAGUCUUGGAGGGCGAUGGGGGGACACAGGGUUUUUACACACCGCGCGGCAAGGAGGGCGGUGAGGAGGGCCGUGCUGGUGCUGCAGGAGAUGGGCGGACGCGCCAUUGGAAAGUGGUGGUCUGGGUGCUCCCGUGGCUUUUGGCGUUUUUGAUUUCGGCGAGUAAGGUCAGAGACUGCUGGCAUCACCCGAUUGAUGUGCUGUUUGGGAGUCUGGUCGGGAUUGUGUUCGCGCACUUGGCGUAUUGGUGUGCGUUCCGGGGUGUGUACGACGGCAGGGUCAACCACGUACCUAGACACUGA